CUUCUCUUCCUAUAUCUUCUUGCUUUAUUCCCUUCCUUUUCAUAGCCCAUAGCCCGUCCUCUUUCUACAAAAAUAAUGACGCGCUUAUGGAGCAAACCACUAUUUCUCGCCAUUACGCUCCUUCUUCCAUCCACUCUGUUUGCACAGCAAGAAUGCAACUCCGGUCCUAACGGCCGAACAGGUUUCACACCUGUUUUAUUAAACGAUCAUAUAUACCUUGCUGGUGGCAGCGAAGCCGACGUCGACGUUUAUCGACUCGACUUGUCACAAGGAUUACGAACCGAUUGUCCACAUUGGAGUAGACCUGCCAAUGUCGCAACAAACGAACAGUACAAGGCAUUCAUGAAUGGUGCUGCAUUUCCAGGCACGGAUGGCAAUACCAUCUUUAUGCAAUCCGGUGAUUAUGGAUCGGAUUUAACGGACAGAAUGGUCGAGUAUAACGUUUCUGGUGCUUGGCGUACCUCAAUGAUCUCAGGACAAACGCCAACUCCUCGAGCAGCAAUGUCAGCCUCUAUCAACAGCACCGGUAGCGCAUUUUAUUACGGUGGUCGAUCGCCUAUUACUACUUCGGCGAACACUACGAAAUAUUUCAAUGAUUUUUACGUCUUUGAUACAAACUUUGCCUCAUGGUCAUGGCCAACCAUAACAUAUGGCUGGGGCAAAGCGCCACCGCGCUACAGUCAUUCAGCCGUAUUAAUUCAAGACAAAGUAUUCGUUUUCGGUGGCAUAGUCUACCUUGAUUCGUCAACCAGAGAAUAUGCUGAUUUCCAAAGUGUCCUUGUUUUCGAUACCAUUGAAAAUAAGGCUUUAAGUAUGGCUACUAUCGGUGAUAUUCCACCGGCACGAAUACAAUUUUCUGCAACGCCAGCGCCGGAUGGCAAAUCAAUCGUGGUCUAUGGUGGAUUGAACACCUCUUCGACGGAUCGUUUUGACAGUUCUUCAGAUGUUUAUGUACUGGAUACAUGCAAGCUGGAAUGGUCCAAACCAGAUGUCAGCGGAGAUGUUCCGUCCCCUCGUGCUAAUCAUGGCGCCGUUACUUACGGAAACUACAUGGUGUUACUCUAUGGCUACACGGACAUGCAGCUGAUGUACGGCAACACCAAAGUACCGUCAUUUACCCACGAGAUUAGUAUUCUGGAUAUGCACUCGUGGAAAUGGGUGAACAGCAUCUCACACCAAGACGAUCCUACAAGCAAAAGCGAUCCUGGUUGCAGCUUCAGCUUCCCAAGUUUUCCAGAUGAUCCGAGCAGCAUCACAGAAGGCGACAAUCCCUUGCCGUACGAUCCCACCGUGAUUAAGAACCCCAACAAGCCAAGCAACAAAGGCAGUCGAAACAAAGGCCUUGCCAUCGGCUUUGCAUUGUUUGGAUUAUUGUUGAUUUGCGGUGGUCUUUUCUGGUACUUCCGCCGUCAGCGCAGAAAGGCACGUGCCUUAAACCCCCGUUGGCUUCCUGGUGCUAUCACGUCCCACAAAGGUGGCGCCAACAAUGAUUAUCCUUUGUUUGUAUAUAAUAACCUCGAUGAUAAGAGUAACAACAACGACUUCCACGAGGAAAACGAAAAGAAGCAGUCGCUAGCACCACAGCUUUCUCUCAAUGACGAUCAUCAUGGUGUGGGCGGUGACGGAAUGCGCACGUACACUGCAAACGAUCAUGGCCAGUGGGAGCGUGCCCUGGAUCAGGAUCCUGAGCGUCCUGAAGACGGAAGGGCCAUGUCCCGGCACAUGGAUGUGUGGGAAAGAAUGCGCUCGUUGCAUGACCAGCGUAAUCCUUAAGUCUUUUCUAAUUUUUGUUAUCACUACUUUUAAUACCUCCUAGCCCUUUUAUUCUGCUGUACAGAAAUACUUCAUAAUAUUACUUUAUUUCAUUUGUCCA
Molecule: messenger RNA, 1873 nt
Organism: Zychaea mexicana
Lineage: Eukaryota; Fungi; Mucoromycota; Mucoromycetes; Mucorales; Lichtheimiaceae
Exons: 8
Coding region: 76-1773 (565 amino acids)
Cellular component (GO): Golgi apparatus
Molecular function (GO): protein binding
Source: RefSeq, a predicted model, not a curated record